Molecule: messenger RNA, 1377 nt
Organism: Miscanthus lutarioriparius
Lineage: Eukaryota; Viridiplantae; Streptophyta; Magnoliopsida; Poales; Poaceae
Source: the annotation of a GenBank genome assembly
AUGUCUACGCCCACAGAUACAUGUGAUGCGCUAAGCGAUAUCACCAACAUCGCAGGUACUAAUUACUUUGAGAUGGGCCAAAUCACGCCAAUUAUAUUGGAUAAGGAAAAUAUCCCACCAGAUGCACACAGGAAUGAUAUACAUGUUGGCAUUGGCACAGCGACCACAGACACAUGGACGACGGGUCAAGAGAAAGCGCAGGACAUCAAGGCGCCCGGGAAGGGUGCCGGCGAUGUACCGGCGACGGCGGCCGAGGAGGAGCUGGUGAUAAGGGCGCCGGUGCACUGCGACGGCUGCGGCAGGAAGUUGCGCCGCUCACUGCAGCGCCUCGAGGGUGUUGGAGAGGUGACCGUGGACAGCCGGACCAACACGGUGGUUGUGAGGGGCCGCAGGGUGGUGGAGAACGCGUCGGAUGUCGUGGAGGUCGUCGAGAGGAGGACCGGGGAGAAGGCGGUGUUGGUGAGCCCGUCGCCGGAGAAGCUGCCGCCGCCGCGGUCAGCGGCCAAGGGUGGAGAGACCAAAGACAAGAAAGACGACGCAAACACAAAGGACGACACGGGGGAUGAUGAGUUACCGGAAGUGAACAUGGAAAUGGUUACCGUUCUCAAGAUGAACUUGCACUGCGACGCCUGCAGCGAGGAGAUCCGACGGAGGAUACUGAAGAUUACAGGUGUGGAGGAAGCCGUGCCGCACCUGAAAUCCUCACAGGUGAUGGUGAAGGGAAAGGUGGAGCCGGCAACACUGGUCGGCUUCAUCUACAAGUGCACGGGGAGGAAAGCCGCCAUCAUCAGGGCGGAGCCACUGGAUGAUCUCCUGCAAUCAGCAAAGUCGACGGCGCCACCAACGGUCGUCGCGCCGGUACCACCGGUUGAAGCUGAGAAUCCUCCGGGGGAGAAGAAAAAUGGCGGACAGAACGGGAAGAAGGAAGAGCCAAAUGAGGAGAACAAGGGAGGAGGAGGACAAGAGGAGGACCAUGUGGAUGAUGAGAGCCCGGAAACGGAGAAGCCGAGCGACGGUGGACAUGGCGCUGAGGAGCAUGGAACCCAUCCCGGCGAAGCUCAAAACCAUGAUGGUGGCGGCCAUGGCGAUGGGCUCGUGCUGGAGAAUCAUACCAAGGACGACCACCUGUUCACCGUUCCGAUGCCGGCCGGAGUUGUGACGGUGGCGCCUGAGAUGGCCCUCAGCAACCGCAGCUACUUCUACCCGUCGUAUCCUUCUUAUGCACAAUACUAUUACCCGUACCAGCAGUACCAGUAUCCGCAGGCGUACCCGGCGUAUGCUUGCAGCCCUGCUGCCAUGUAUGGGUAUGGCUAUCCAGCAAACUAUCCACCGGAAGCUUUCAGUGAGGAGAACCCCAAUGCAUGCACCAUCGUGUGA